Molecule: messenger RNA, 2418 nt
Organism: Wasmannia auropunctata (little fire ant)
Lineage: Eukaryota; Metazoa; Arthropoda; Insecta; Hymenoptera; Formicidae
Product: hemicentin-1-like
Exons: 10
Coding region: 155-1582 (475 amino acids)
Biological process (GO): synapse organization; homophilic cell-cell adhesion
Cellular component (GO): neuronal cell body; axon; plasma membrane
Molecular function (GO): axon guidance receptor activity; protein binding
Source: RefSeq, a predicted model, not a curated record
AAGCGGGAUCAGUGCAUCGUCGUGGACCGUGGAGAUCACGUGCACGAGAAAGGAGAGCGUCUUCUUCUUUUCGGCGCGAUAUACAUUUCCGUACGAAUUUCCCGUGUGGAUACAACAUUCGUUGGUGUAACGCGCGUGUAAUUGGCCUUGAGAGAUGCUGCUCUUCGUUUGGAUACUUUACCUUUGUACGAUAGGCGCUCAAGCUGCGACAAACCGCGACGGCCACCCGACGACGGUGCAAACUUUCGAGAACAAGACGGUCUUGCUGCCUUGCUACGUGGAGGGUAUACGUUCGCACGAAACGAGGGUGAGAUGGUGGCGAGAGGGGGUCCUCCUGGCUGAUAGCGUCGUUCAGGAGCAGCCGUCGUCCGAGCGAGUCACCCUGUAUACCAACGGCAGCCUGCGGAUCCUCCAUGUGCAGAAGGAGGACAGCGGGGAGUAUGUGUGCCAGGCGAUCAGGCCGUCCCCCUGGGGACACGUCACGCAAGUACACGAGAUCGAAGUGAUCUAUCCACCCAGCGUGGAGACGGUGCCGGCGUCCGGCGAGCUGGAGGUCAAUCUAGGGGAGAGGGUGGAAAUGCAAUGCGUGACGAAGGGUGUACCGGCCCCUACCAUAAGUUGGAGGACGAAGAACGAGGAAAUCCCAUUAUUGGACUCUCGAUCACACUUGAAAUUUCAUGCCGACAAUUGGAAUUUUUCCGGCACGUAUACCUGCGUCGCCACGAACGGAAUCGGGGAACCCGCGCAGGCGGACAUAGAGCUACGUAUCAGAUAUAAGCCGGAAGUCUACGUGCAGAGACAUUGGGUGCACGCGUAUCCGGGGUUACGAGUAAAGCUGGAUUGCAUGGUAUCCGCCUGGCCCGAGGCGAAGGUUGAAUGGUUUUUCAACAACAAGACAUUGGAGUACUCGUCGCGGAUAAUGAAGCACAACACCGACAACGAUCACAGCCUAUUUAUAAGGCAAGUAGAGACGGACGAUUACGGUUCAUACCUCUGCCGAGCGGUGAACUCGUUGGGUGUCACCGAGAAGAUGAUCGAGCUGUCGGGGAUCGCGAAUUCGGCGGUGUUCAAGAAGGACUCGCACAACAUGACCAGCACGUCGUACUACUUUGUUUGGCUGGUCGACAGUUACAGUCCUAUUAUCGAGUACCAGUUUUGGUUCCGCAAAUACAGGAGAGGUGGUGGCGGUGAAUGGCACAAAUUGUAUAUACCUGGCGGUGGCAGUGUGAUCGUCAGCCCGGUGCACAUAGGCUCCUUCAAUCUGACGGGGUUGGACGCGGCGACCCAUUACGAGGCGGUCGUUUUGUCCAGAAAUCGUUACGGAUGGAGUCACCCCUCGGAGAUACUGCGCUUUCACACUGAAGGAGCCCCUGUCGAUUCCAGCGAAAAUUCCGAGAUGGAUGGCGAUCAAGAGCAGAACAGGAUAGCAGUCGUACAGCUCUCAUCCAUGUCGCAGCAUUAUCUUCUGACCACGGACGCAAGUGGAUCGAUUUAUAAUCGAGCGCAAAUCUUGUUGUUGAUAUUAAGUACGUUUUGUACCUUACUUAUAACACGCUCACAGAUUUUAACUAAUGUUGUAUAAAAUGUGGAGAAGAAUAUAAAGUGCGAACUGUUGUAAUUUAUGCGUACAUGAUACGGCUAUUGUUGAAAUAUUAUCAUUGUCAGUCAUACGUUUGCGAAUCAUUAUGUCGAUGAAUCAUCUUCAUUAAAUAGAUAUCGCAACAUCAUUCGUAUAGUCAUUACGUAGUUAGUGUCAUUUCAUUUUCAGAGUCUCAAAUAAUGCAAAAAAAUUAGUAUAAAUUUUUGUUAUCUCAUGAUUUUAUCUUGAAAUAUUGCAAUUGUGCGAACAAUUUGUAUAAUUAAAGCAAUAUAAAAUAAUUAUUAGUUAUCUGCGAACUAAUUUCGUCGGUAAACUCUGCCGCACAAUUCUGAACCUGCUUUUUACCACUUGCGAGAGAAAUAUAUCGUCAGUCGAGUUCAGUUGCAGAAAUUUUGCUUCGAGACAGGAUUUGUCUCUGCAAGUUCUACGAGAGCUGCAUUAUCGACGAAUAUUGUUUUCUUGUUCGGUUUUUCCUCAUAAUUUAUUUCCUUUAUCUCAUCCCCGUAUCUUUCCCAGAUAAUCUCGGUAUCGAAAUAACAUACGUGCGAAAAUAUUGACAAUGGGUUUUACUGACAGGACAUCGUAAGGAGUCAUAAUGAAAUGAAUUUAAUUUAAAUGUUGUACAGCCAGUGAGAGAAAAAAAAUGUAAUAAUUCUGGAUCUUACUGCUUUGACUGGUUGUAAAUUGUUUUGUAUUCUUGUACAAUUAUCUUAUAAUUAUAUAAUAAUAUAGUAUAAUAUUAAUAUUAUAUCAGACAGAUUCACACAACGUCCGCAGUAUGGAAAAGGGAUGAUUGGCCCUUUUUUUUCUUCCUUUUU